This is a messenger RNA of Salvia splendens (bonfire salvia), 1842 nucleotides long. Its product is annotated as Mitochondrial ATP synthase D chain-related protein. The coding region runs from base 232 to 1674 and encodes 480 amino acids. Lineage: Eukaryota; Viridiplantae; Streptophyta; Magnoliopsida; Lamiales; Lamiaceae. The transcript is spliced from 14 exons. The record is from RefSeq and is a predicted model, not a curated record.
UGAAGGCGAAUUUGAAGAAAACAAAGGCAAAAUAAGAAAAAAUCGGUUACAAUAUGCUAAUCAGUUCUCUUCUUUAAUUUCAAGCAGCUCUAAAUAUUUUAGAUUCCAGAUUUUGAAGCAAAAUCUCAAUAUCACUUGGUACAAAAUCUAAGUCGGAAUUAUUCAGAUUUCAGAGACCUCACUUUCAAGCCUCCGCAUAGUUUCUUCAUUUGUAGCGGACUUAAUCCACUAAUGGAGGAUGACAAGAAGAGGAGGAAGAAGAACAAAAAGAAGAAGAAUAAGCAAACGAACGAACCAACUGAAACCGACAAACUUGAUGAUAAGGAAUCAACUUCUGAUAGCCAGAGUCAUGUGCUGGAGAUAGGAGAGAAGUCUGAUGUUAAAUUAUCAGAGAUUGCAGAUGCGCCAAAUGAUGAUAUAGGGCACAUAACUGUGGAUGGGGAUGGAAUUCUUCCCAACGCCACUGAAAUAAUAAACCUGACUGAAGUGGAGAAACAGAAUCGGCUGGAUAGAGAGGCCACUCUUGAAGAAAAAGUUAACAAACUUCAGUCUGAAAAGGACGCUCAAGUACAGAAAGAGGUGGCUAGUCAAAGUGAAAAAAUCAAGCAGUUAGAUGAUGAAAAGGACAUAUUAGUGCAGAAUGAGGCUAGGUUAAAGGAGAGACUAGCAGAGUUGGAAAAGGAAAGCAAUGCAUUGAUCCAGAAAGAGGGUAUCUGUGAACAGAAAAUUCAACAACUACAAAAGGAAAUGAAUUCUCAACUGCAGAAAGAGGCUAGUCUGGAGAAGGAAAUUCUAGAACUAAAGAGUGAAAAGGAUUCCUGGGCCCAGACAGAGGCUGGUUUUGGGCCAAAGUUGAAUCAGCUGGAGAACGAGGCUUCAUUAUUAAAUAUAAAAAUGGUGAGCCUAGAAGAAACAGUAAAAGAGAUGGAAAGAGAGAGAGAUUCCUGGAUGCUGAAAGAGAACUCAGCACAGGAAUCUAUUUCCAGCCUGACUGCUGAUAACACCAAAUUAAGAGCUCAGGUGGAGGAGCUGGAGAUAUCCAGGGACACUCUCUUUAGAGAAACACAACAGUUGAAAGAAGUCGUUUCAAGUCUACAGUUACAGAUUAACAACCUUAAGAUGGACAAACAGACUCUAGAAAAUGGUCAUGCAAACUACGAGGCAGAAGCUGCUAGCGCACUGGUUGAGAAAUUGGUUGCUGAAAAUGCAGAGCUUGUUGAAAAGGUUAGUGAAUUGCACGCUGAGCUUGAACAGAGACGUGUAAGAACCGAACAAUAUCCCAAUGUUGGCUCAGUUCCUGGUGCUGCAAGUGCUCAAUCUGCUGAAGUAUCUGGUGCUAGUGAGACGAUCACUGUGUCAGACGGCAUCCAGUCUUUGGAAGAUGUCAUGGUCAAAGAUGAGAGGGAUGACGAGCUUGUGAACGUGAAGCCUGGUGUUGCAAAUUCUUCAGAAAUAAUGGAGGAAGACGAAAUCGUGCAAAUUCCAUUGGAUGAGAAUGAGGUAGUGAAGGAAAGUAACAUGGAUGUGGCUCAAGAUGAUGACAAUGUGGAUGUCUCGCUCACGGAUUCACCGUUGGUUGGCGCUCCGUUCCGUUUGAUAUCAUUUGUAGCUAGGUAUGUUAGUGGAGCUGAUUUAGUGAAUGCCAACACUGGCUCAUCAGAAUUGGCAGACUGAAGCAGAGAUUUUUGGAAUAGAUACAGCCAUGGCAAGCUUUCUAGAAAGAGCUAGUCAUAUUUUAUACAGUUUUCUGUUAUGUAGAUUGAUUAAGUUACCGUUACUGACUUGUUACAUACGAAUAUUUAAUAUAGAAAUUUCGAAUUGAGAAAGGGUGGUUAAAGUGAA